GAAUUCGAGCAAUAUCUUAACGGAGAGUUCAGAUAUACUUCAACUUGUAUGGGUGCACAGAAGCACAGGGCAGUUUUCCGCUGCAGUACCAGUAUUCUUUGGAAUACCGCAUGAGAACUACGCACUCCAGAGUCGGCAUUUUUCACGAAAAUGCAUCUGUGAGGCGAUACAUGCAAGACAUCCUGACGCUUCCCACGUUAACUGAGUGUACAAAUCAAGGAAUGAACCGGCAGUGGCUCUCUCUCGCUCGCGGGCGCGCACGCUCUCCGCGCCACGGCGGCGGCGGCGGCGCCGAAACAAAACACGGCCGCGCCGCGCCGCGCAGCGCCGUGCCUUCUUCGACGCCGCGCCCAGGCGGGCAUUCCACGGGCGGGUCCACGUGUGGCGCUGCCGCCGCCGCCGCACGUCGGACGACAACGCGCUGCCGCCCCCGGCCUGAAAACAUCAAGCCCCGCGCCGCCCGCCGCUGCGCC
Molecule: messenger RNA, 473 nt
Organism: Gryllus bimaculatus (two-spotted cricket)
Lineage: Eukaryota; Metazoa; Arthropoda; Insecta; Orthoptera; Gryllidae
Source: the annotation of a GenBank genome assembly